Volvox carteri f. nagariensis is the source of this 1513-nucleotide messenger RNA. RefSeq lists its product as uncharacterized. NCBI's taxonomy places the organism in Eukaryota, Viridiplantae, Chlorophyta, Chlorophyceae, Chlamydomonadales, Volvocaceae. The record is from RefSeq and is a predicted model, not a curated record. The coding region runs from base 1 to 1113 and encodes 370 amino acids. The transcript is spliced from 8 exons. Gene Ontology annotation, biological process: positive regulation of DNA repair. Gene Ontology annotation, cellular component: BRISC complex; BRCA1-A complex.
AUGCCCCCACCGCAAAGCUAUCAUCCCGAAACGGUGGUUUUCGUUCUCGACGCCUGUGAGGACCCGGGCCUUGAUCAUGCCAAGCACCCUUCGCGCCUGGAUCUCCUCAAGCAGUGCAUCGGUAACUGCGCACUGGCAAAGAGCCGUGUCAACCCCAGCCACAAAUUUGGUCUCGCGGUUGUCCGGGACUCGGUACAGUGGGAGGGUGCGGGGGUCACUACCUCCGCGGAGGGGCUGCUGGUGGCGUUACGGGGGGUGCAUCCGACCUCCUCGCCCCCGGGGGCCUUAGCGGCAGCAGUGGGGCCUCCGCCACUCGAUCUGGGUUCGGUGGUGUCGCUGGUGCAGCCGCUGGCGGUGGCGGAAGAGGCGGAUGGCUGCCGGGUUCGCGUGGUCCUGGUGUAUUGCCGCUCCUCUGUCUUGCCCGUGUGGACCACCCGCCAGCGCCCCGGCGAGGCCCUUUGCAUGGACGUGAUUUUCGUGCACGACAAAGCAGCAGCGGCGGCAGUGGCGGCGACCCGGCCCGACUGCGCCUCACCGCAGACUGUGUACACCUGGCUCGAGGACAAUGUUGACGAGCUGUCGGCUCGUUGCGGCCAUCACGCAUACAUUUUUGAGGCUGGUUGCCACCUGCUGCGUAAGGUGACGAACCUGAUGAUCAGCCUAAUGGCGCACCCCACACAGCGGCCACCACAGAGGGCGCUCCGUGCAGGCCCCCUGGACCUCGCCACUGUGCCUCCCCAACCCACAUCUGCCACCACCGCCAGCAAUACAGCUAGUGCCGGAGUCACGGUGAUAAGCAGCAGCGCCUUCACUGCACCUCCUCCCAUGGAUGCCGCAAGCAAUGAGCAUGUACAUACACGGGAGGAAGCGGAUGGUUCUCCAGCGCCACCUCACUGGUCCCCUGGAGCUGCUGUGGCACCUGGUGGUGAUGUCGUGCUGGAGGCCACCUCCCAGGCACUCACGGGUCUGGUACUGCGCCGGCAGCAGCCACCACAACCACCACAGCCCCCGCCGCCCUCUGCUGCCCCACCAGGCUUGAUGGAGGGUACAACAGUGGUAGACCCAUGGGCAGCGCCGCCACCGCCUCCAGUGGCAGCCCCAGGUCCUUUCUGAGUGCGAUGGCGACGGCCGAAAAGGGGUGGUAGGAGAAAGUGGCGUAUUGCUGCAUGAAAGCGGAUAGUUAAGGUAAUACAUGGGCAGCCCACCCUGUCAAUUGACCUGAAGAACGCCAGGGCUGACGUUACCCAAAAGAGACAGAAGACAAUGCUGACGCAUAAAAGCUGACGAUACUCAUACCGACCAUAUGCUGACAGAGGUUAGGCUGCCUCAGUGGCCUCCACCACAGAGUGAACUGGUUGCCCGGGUGAGGAGGGAGCGGACGUCGGUCGGCUCGGACACUGUGACCAGCAGCUUGCACACACCAUGCUGAGCCUAAGCAUCACCCUCAUAUUCGUUGUCCCUGUCUUCAUAUUCCAUUAUCCUUGGCCUCAAUGAGCAUAAUUCCGAAUUUUGU